Verticillium dahliae VdLs.17 is the source of this 270-nucleotide messenger RNA. Its product is annotated as G2/mitotic-specific cyclin-B. The transcript has 2 exons. Lineage: Eukaryota; Fungi; Ascomycota; Sordariomycetes; Glomerellales; Plectosphaerellaceae. The record is from RefSeq and is a predicted model, not a curated record. The annotation marks the transcript as partial.
AUGCCUCCCGCCAGAUCGGUUCGCACGCAGCGACUGGUUUCGAACGAGAACGAUGAGAACAGUGGCUCUACCCGCAUGACGCGCGCCAAAGCCGCCGCACAAGGCAUCGACGAGCCCAAGAAGGUGCUCCAGACCAAAAAGUCCGCCCUGACUGCGAACGCCCAGGGCAUCCAGAGGAAGCGCGGCGCGCUCGAGGAUGUGAGCAACGUGGGAAAGAUCAGCAACGUCGAAGGCAAAAAGGCAGCUAGCAAAGGCAGCCUCGUAUCCAAG